Penicillium antarcticum is the source of this 1005-nucleotide messenger RNA. RefSeq names its product threonine aldolase. Bases 1 to 1005 code for a protein of 334 amino acids. Gene Ontology annotation, biological process: L-threonine catabolic process; glycine biosynthetic process. The transcript has a single exon. Gene Ontology annotation, molecular function: L-allo-threonine aldolase activity. Gene Ontology annotation, cellular component: cytosol. The record is from RefSeq and is a predicted model, not a curated record. NCBI's taxonomy places the organism in Eukaryota, Fungi, Ascomycota, Eurotiomycetes, Eurotiales, Aspergillaceae.
AUGCUCGAUGCCCUCGUCCAGGCAACCUUUGACGAUGAUGUCUUUCGGGAGGAUACAUCGACCCAACAGCUGGAAGCAGCCGUAGCGCAGAUGGCCGGCUGCGAAGACGCUUGCUUUGCCUUAACCGGUACUAUGGCAAACCAGAUUGCCCUGCGCGUGCUGUUCGAACAACCGCCCUACUCACUGCUGACCGACAAGCGCGCCCACAUCGUCAACUUUGAAGCCGGCGGCACAGCAUAUCUCACGGGUGCAAUGAUCCAAGCCGUCAUGCCUGCAAAUAAUUUGUACCUGACACUGGAGGAUAUUCAGCCCCGGGCGAUCAUAACGGACGACGUGCAAAAGGCGCCGACGAAGGUAAUUUCGCUGGAGAACACCGCCCACGGGGCGAUCACUCCGCUGGCAGAAAUGCGCCGAAUCUGCACUUGGGCGCGAAAACACGAGAUUCGACUACAUCUGGAUGGUGCGCGUCUUUUUCAGACCGUCGCUGCAGGGGCGGGUACCAUGCGCGACUAUUGUAGCUUAUUCGACACGGUGAUUUUGGAUUUUUCGAAAAAUCUGGGCGCGCCGAUCGGCACUAUGGUUCUCGGCACGCGGGCGCUGAUCACCCGCGCGAGACGAAUUCGAAAAGCACUUGGGGGAGGCUUGCGCCCGACCGGUGUUAUCACUGUGAUGAUGCGCGCUGCGAUCGACGAGAAUUUUGGGUGGGAGGGACGCGGCGAGCGGGCGGAUGGACUCCGCGCGUCGCACCGCAUGGCUAAGAGACUGGGUAAUGAAUGGCAGCAACGGAAAGGGAAGUUAACUCGCGAUGUGGAAACCAAUAUAGUGUGGUUGGAUAUUCGGUCUGCAGGGUAUUCUGCAGAUGCUUUUGCUGAAGUUGGGGCUAGAUACGGCGUUAAACUAGACGGUCCGCGCUUGGUGAUCCAUUAUCAGAUCAACGAGGAUGCUGUGCAGCGGCUUUUGUUAAUAUUUGAUGAAUGUUUAGUAGCUGGAAGAGCACGUCUAUGA